Mizuhopecten yessoensis (Yesso scallop) is the source of this 4304-nucleotide messenger RNA. RefSeq lists its product as uncharacterized. NCBI's taxonomy places the organism in Eukaryota, Metazoa, Mollusca, Bivalvia, Pectinida, Pectinidae. Bases 269 to 1441 code for a protein of 390 amino acids. The record is from RefSeq and is a predicted model, not a curated record. The transcript is spliced from 4 exons.
AAAUCGCGAAAAAUGACAUACAUCGGCAGAUAAGCACGUAAAUAGUUCAAAAGGAAUUGUUGAAAACGUAUAUUGAUGGUCAUAUUGGAGGAAUCAUCGCAAUAAACGUAUGCGUCCCUAAGAAACGAAACCGAUCAUUAAAAGUCCGGCAUUUACAAGCGUUUUGCUAACAUCGAAUAAACGUCAACAAUGUCGUCAGAGGAGGUAUGAGAUCGAGGAAUUCUCGUUAGAUUCUAAAUAUACUCCAUCUGAGAAGGCCUCGUCGAUCAUGGAAGAAAAAGCAUUGGCAUAUUUUGCAUCUGUUAAUCCACUCGCCAAGAAAGUUAUUCACGAGACUCAAUUAGCGAAGAACAUUUUGAAUGAAGAGUGGGAUGGACUGGAUUGGAAGAAACAGGAAGAAGCACUUGACGCUUUUUUCGUUGACCGAAGUGUUCGGGAGAAAUACGUUACCAACACAAAAGACAAUCAUUAUGCCGUAUCUUUUCCAAAAUUAUUCGUCCAAUCUGGAGAAAAAAUAAUCGUAGACAUGGACAGUGAUAUAUGGUCCUGGCAAGAUGUGCAUUCAGCUCCCUUUUCAUGGCGGUCAAAGAGUCAACAAGACCUAACACUGUCAGACUUGGACCCAGAAAAGCUUUCCAAACCUCAGCCUUCUAAAGGAGCUGGCAAGUCAAAGACAGGACAAGAAAAUGAAGAGCGACCUACAGCCCCACCAGAAUUUCUCUACCACACCAAUCCCAGUAUCUGGGAAUCUGACAAGUACAAAAAUUGGAAAUCUGAUCCGAAUAAUUUUAUAUUGCCAGAAAUCAAAGAUACGUAUUACAGUGGUCAUGGUAACGUGAGGGAUAGCUGUGUCUCAGAUGUUUUACAGCCUUCUCUUACUGAUGACAAACCUACAGAAAAUCAAGAGCAGGAAAUAUCACAUACAGCUCCCCAACCCAUUAAAAAACUUCCAAAAAAGGCUUCAUCAAAAUCUCCUGUUGCUACCAGAUUGAAACUGUCUUCCUCAUUCUCAAAACGUCGACAGGAAGAGGAACAAGAACUUGUUACUGAUGAGGUGUCCAAAAAGGAAUUUCCCAAAGCACACAAAGACAUAGAAAGUAAUGCUUUUGAUAAUCCUGCAAUGAAUAUCCGAGGACAAAACCUGAUGGAUGAGGAGACAGAAAGCAUUAGUAGUACAACCUCAUCACCGUCGAGGAAACCGUUGUUAAGGGAGCCUAGGGCACAGAUGAUGGAGCGGGAGGAGCAGACGGACCUGCUUGAUGGUGCCAAGAGGACCCUUGACCUAAACGAUGAUCAGGCAGGGCUACUAGAGGUCACUGAAUUCCAUGGCUCAGUCUUGUCUGGAUCAGACAGGGUUGUGUUACGAGAGUCGGAGGUGUCAGCAGAGCGACCCGACUCAUCUGUUCCUAUGACUGGAUUCACAUUCCUUGACAACUGGUAGUGACUGCAAUGAUAGAACAAUCUUUCACUGCUGGGACCAGUGACUAUUACCAUAUUUAUCUUGCAGUAAAUCCAGGCAUCCAAUGCAUAAAAAACUACCGGUAUAUGAUACAAGGCAGGGGGUGGGCUCGUAAGAGGUCAAUGAAAUAGUAUGUGUUGGCAUCUCCACUGAAACGUAAUUACCAUGGAUGGGCUUAUUACCAGGCAUGGACUUAUUGCUAGAUAGAUACUGCAAUGGUUUUACAGAUCUGGAUUAUUUUUGUGCUGAUGUUGAUGUUAACAUGUUAUUUUCAUUAUUUUUUUUAGUAAAUAAACUUGGCUAAUGUUUGUAUUACAAUAACAAAGAAAUAUAGUUCUAAUGUUUUUGGUAUAGCUUACUUUUUUGCCUUAUCUUGUAGUUACACAAGCUGAGAGAGAGUUGCUCAAUCUGUAGCACUGUAACGUUAUUGUUGGUGUUAGUAAGGUUGUCGGUCACCUCCAUUACACAUCAACUGUUUGGACAUUAUAUAUCCUGGUGAUACUCAUCUUAUCUGAUUACAAUCACAGAAAUAAUGUGUUCUAGAUAUAACACAUAAACAAUAAUGGCCUUUUAACUUGUAGUGCUAUUGCACUAUAAUUGUUGUGUAUUUUUUACAUAUUUAAUCUAAUUUUACUGGAUGCUUUUCACUUCAAGAUCUGAGUAUACAUCUCAUCCUUAAAUCAAUUUGUAACUUCCAUCAUGCCUUUAAAGGAUGCAAAAUUUUGUUGAUCUUUAAGUAUCAAUCUCUUUUAAUACAUUGUGUGCUGUUUGCAUGGUAAUAAAGUGUAUACAAUGAAUUCUGUUUUACUGCCAUCAUAAGUCCAGUGCCAAAUCAUUAUAAAGGGAUUUGGUGAUGUUAAGAUUGUUAGGAAAAAAGGGACAUUGAAAAAUGUAAGUGGUAAGUAAGUUGGCAAGUGAAACUCCAGGCAUUAUAUUGAGGUUUCCUUGUAUAACAUUUAUACAUUGUAUGUACUGUUAAAUUGUAGAUGUACUAAUUUGUUUUGUGAAUAAGUCCUCGCAUUAUUCAUAGAUGUUGUAAAGUUAAUACAUAUGUACCAAAAUAUUUAUGUGGAAAUUCAAGUGUUGUUUGAAAUGCUAUUUAAGAAUGAGGCUUUAAAAGUUUGAGUGGAGUAAUCAGCGCUUUAAUGUGAACCAAGUCCAACACUGUAAAUCACGUCACUAAUCUUCUUAGUAAGUGGAUCACACAUCAGAUGUCGGAUAUAUUUAUUCAUAUGUCUGUAAUGAAUUAAGUAUUUUUUUAGCUUUGAAAAAGGUUAGAUAUGACCAAAUUCAUAUUUGAUUCCAACAUCGGAAAUAUAUUCCGUCUUUGCGUAUUGCGGAGUUAUCUUCUCUUGGGAGCAGGGAUUGAUUGUUACGUCAUUGGUUUGUGCGAGAAAAUUACGUUGUUUUCUCAAAAAUUGAUGACGUUCCUCUCGCAAACAAGUGACGUAACAAUCAAUACCUGCUCCCAAGAUAAGAUAACUCUGCAAUACGCAAAGACGGAAUAGGGACCAUUAUAUACUUAUUCAAAAGCAAACUAAAAAUAACCCGAAGAGUCUAAGAUUUAAUUUAAACCCUUGAAUGGUUUGAAAGGACACAAUAAGUACGUGAAAACAGAGGUUUACAUAGGUUAAAUGUAAAGCAUAUCAUGCAAUCAGUAAUGAAUUAAUGUUCUCACUCGAUAUAAUCCAUAUGUAAGUGUAUAUUUAUACGUCAAAGUCAGUAAUCAAAUGCUCAAAGUCAACAACUUUCAUUAUGGAAUCGGUUUCUUUUUGAUUUUGGAGUGCACUUCACUUUCCCUCCUUACCUUAUGAAGAAGCAAUUGCUUGUUGUGUUUGUUACAAAUUUGCUGAGGCGAUGUUAUUUGGUGCUAUACCCGUACAUGUAUGGUCAGUGUUGUAAUCUUGGUGUCUUGUAUUGAAAAUUAAAGUCUAAGACUAGCACUUGGUCAAGAUCAACUGCUGAUAUACCUGUUUAUACCUCAAAGUGUUGUCAUUGGACUAGAGUUUAGGCUUGAUGUGACAACAUUGAUUCAAACCGGAGACCAGAUGGUUUAUACAUGUACAAGGUGAAGACUACACCAAUCAUCUAAAGGUAAUUUCUGAGAAUGUGUGGUCCAAUUUCAAAUAAGGUUAACAUUCAAUCUGAGUUCCUUGAAACUUCUAAUUCUUCCUACCUGUGCAUUCAUAUUUCAAUUCCUGUAGAUGUUGUGUUCAUAUACAUUAAAUUUUACAUUAUGUGGUAUUUCAUACACGAAAGUUGAAGAGUUGUUAAUGUGUGUAAAAAUACAAUGUAUUCACUUAUAACUAACUUGUAUCUUCUCCAUAUACACCAAACAAAAAAACUGAUAUUCAACUUUGUAGAAUGUGAUCUGAUUCAAGCCAUCAUUAUAACAUAUCAGAAAUCAUUUCUAUACUUUCCAUGAAAUUAAAAAAAGGAAGCUGCAGUUGAACGUAACCAGCUCAACAUGAUGUUACAACAACUACAUGUAACAUGUAUACAAUAUAAUUACCUGGGCUACCAUAACAUGUAUACAAUACAAUUACCUGAGUAAUUACCAUAAAUUACCAUGAUGACAGAUUUCAAUGACAUUUGAAGCAAUAGCAAUGAAGAAACUUAAACUGCAAUAAAAAAUACUAUGUGGUGGAGCAGCACAAUCUAUUUACAUAUAAGCUUUACUCUAGUAGAAUUGUGAAUAUCAUUUUCAUAUACAUAGUAGAAGCAUUACCAGGUACCCAUUACCAGUUGUGAAUAUUAUUUUAUAUUAUAGAAGCAUUGUAAAGUUGUGUAUUAUUUAGUAUCUAUAUGGAUGUGCAAUAAAUAUACAUAUUUCAUAAAUGUAAAA